Messenger RNA from Cryptococcus wingfieldii CBS 7118, 921 nucleotides. RefSeq lists its product as hypothetical. Lineage: Eukaryota; Fungi; Basidiomycota; Tremellomycetes; Tremellales; Cryptococcaceae. The coding region runs from base 1 to 921 and encodes 306 amino acids. The transcript is spliced from 3 exons. The record is from RefSeq and is a predicted model, not a curated record.
AUGCCAGUACACCCCCACAUCCACCUCUUUCUCCCCUCUUCAGACGCUUCAAUAUCGCUCGAAGCCCGGCUAUACCUCCCGCUCACAGCCAACCGCACUCAGCCGCCCCUGACACUCACCGACAAGCUCUCCUCUUUCACUAGCAAUCCAGUGCGCCUAGAUGAACUCAGUAUUGAGACAGUGGGAAGCAUAAGAGGUCUUGGGGUGGAGAGGCUAGUGGUGGCUGCACAUCCCUGGGGGAGGAUGGGCGGUAACAUGCUCGAUCCAAACCUACAACAUCUCGUAUCGGCCGUAUUUAGUCCAUCAGAAAUGAAAGAUCCAGGGCUUGCAGCAUCAUCGAAUGGUGAACCCCCAAAGACGGCCGUUUUGACGUACAACGUUCGAGGAAUAGGAUGUUCUCAGGGGUCGCAACCAUGGCUCGGAGUAGGCAGCGACCCAGCGGAUAUGGCCCAAGUCGAAAGCGCUACUGCGGAUCUGCUUGGAGAUAUCAAGGACAUAUUCAGAUUCGGUUACUCUUGGGGUUCUCUCCUCGUCACGCUAGCUCCUCCUCACACGCUCCUUCGUCGCCUUCUACUAGUAUCCCCUCCCUGCACGAUAUUCGGUGGUAUCACCUACUUUUCCAAUAGGUCCUUCCGAGGGUCCCUGGGAGAUCUCCUGGCCGAAGGCGUGCAUGUGAAGCUCAUCUAUGGCACAAAGGAUGAAUUCACCUCGGCGAAAGUCUUUCAAACUUUCGGCGAGGACUUGCCUGCUGUGAUAAAGAAGAAAGAGGGAGCGAGUGAUAUAGGGACCUGGGAGAAGGUGGAGAUUGAUGAGGCAGAUCACAUGUAUCGGAGAGAUUACGGAGAAAUGCUACGAGAGGAACUCGGAAAGUGGCUGGGCUGGAGUGCGCCAGUGUAUACACCCCUCUCUGCGAGAAUGUAG